GUGGGGAGAAGCGACAGGAAACAGCUUUCUUUUAACCUUCAUUUACAGGCAAUAGAAACAGGGAACAAAACCUAGCGGAGGCAUGGUGUUAAUCAAAGAGUACCGUGUCAUUCUACCAAUUGCUGUAGAGGAGUAUCAAGUGGGACAAUUGUAUUCAGUAGCAGAAGCCAGUAAAAAUGAAACUGGAGGUGGUGAAGGAGUUGAAGUACUAGUGAAUGAGCCAUAUGAAAAAGAUGGUGAGAAGGGGCAGUAUACACACAAGAUCUACCACUUGCAGAGCAAGGUACCUGCAUUUGUGCGGAUGCUUGCUCCAGAAGGGGCUCUUAACAUGCAUGAGAAAGCAUGGAAUGCCUAUCCCUACUGCAAGACAAUGGUACCUAAGGAGUUUAUGCAAGAAGAGUAUCUGAAUUGCAGGCACUCAUGGCACAAACCGGACCUGGGGACCCAGGAAAAUGUACACAAGUUAGAUCCAGAGGUCUGGAAGAACGCGGCAGUGGUUUACGUAGACAUUGCAGAUCGUAAUCAAGUGCUAUCACGGGACUACAAGCCAGAUGAAGAUCCUGCAAAAUUCAAGUCCAUCAAGACAGGUCGGGGGCCUCUAGGUCCUAACUGGAAGAAAGAACUAGCAAACCAAACCGACUGUCCAUACAUGUGUGCCUACAAACUGGUGACUGUGAUUUUUAAGUGGUGGGGGAUUCAAAACAAAGUGGAAAACUUUAUACACAAGCAAGAGAAGCGAUUGUUUACAAAUUUCCACAGGCAGUUAUUCUGCUGGCUCGACAAAUGGAUUGAGUUAACCAUGGAUGACAUCCGUCGCAUGGAGGAUGAGACCAAAAUGCAGCUAGAUGAGAUGAGAGUGAAGGACCCAGUGAAAGGAAUGUCUGCGGUGGAUGACUAAAGCUGUAUACUGUUUGCCCUGUCUGUCCAAGUACUAUCACCAAGACACCAGCUACACAAGCUUUCCAGUUAACGGCACAUCUCCGUGAAAGAAGACUUUUUCAAAGCAGCACUUAAAAAGAUGAUUUUUCAGAACCCCUUAUUUAAUCUUAGCUAUCCAUGUUUACUGUUGUGAACAGUUAAAAAUAUUAAAAUAAGCACUAAGAUUUUAGCCAUUGUUAAAAAAUGAAAUAGAUGAGGUCUAUAAAAUGUAUUCUGAUUGUUGUAAUUGACGUUUAUUUUGCUGUGUGUAUUUGGACCAAGCCAGUUAUGGCAGUGUAUUUUCUGAUUUUUAUUUCAUUGUGCAAUUUUUAGGAUUAGUUGUCUUGUGAUACAGAGGGCUGAGGUACUGUUUCUCAAAGGGGGUUAGGCUGGUAAACUUGAUUCAUCUGCAAAUGUAACACUACAAAAAUUAGCUGCAUUUCUCAGUUAUGAAUGGUAAGGGAGACAAACCACCAGAACAUGUCACUUUUACCUGUGUAUCCAUAAGUGUAUCCAUGUAAUUCUUCAGUCAGGAUCCCUACAGGCUACUCUGGUGUAUAGAGGAGCUGUAACUUGGCAUAGGUUUGAAAUAAGUCAGUAGUCAGAGAUAAUCCAGUUGAGAUGACUCUUUGGGUGAUGUAGCCAGGUGUAGUAUAGUACUGUGGAAAAGCAAUGACUAGAGGUGACUGAAAGAUGGACUUUGUUUAAUUGGUGGGUAUGCCAUGCUGCUUUCAUCCUAAAAAGUAACCGUGAUAGUAAUUAAAGGUUGUAGAUAUAUCUCAGUUGAGGGAGAGAGCUUAUUUCAUUUGAUAUGGUAUUCUUCUCAUAUGCAGUGUCCUAUGGAUUAUAUUAGUUUUAUAAGUUAACAUUAAAAACAACUAGUCAGUGUAACAUCCAGAAUAUUUUCACCAGUAACUGUAUUAAACCACUAGCACUAUUAUUUACCAGUAAUUCUGCUUCAGCUCUGCAUGUACACUUAAACACAAAUGUACAAUGCCAUGAUUCAGAAUCGCAGUUUACAUCUGAAGCAUUUGGGGACUAGGUCAUGACUUUCAAGUAAUAACUCAACAGAUGUUUGAUAGGUAAAACGACCAUAUAUUUAUUGUCUGUGUGAUGUAAUGCAUCACAAGUGUGAACCAAGCAAACACCUACAGUGGAGACUUAUGUCGCAUACUACAUAAGUUGUUGCCUACUUGAGAAUAAUGGUGGUGGUGAUCCACAUUUUCUGGAAGUGGAAAGCUGUGAAGUAUUAGUCCAAACUGGUCCUUAUUCAUGUGACCAAAUCCAUUUUACUGUGUUCCCUCUAGUAUGUUACUGGCUGGUUACACUGUUAGAGGAUGAUUUAAAGAGCAAUUUUAGGGCAAGAAGAACAUUUUUUCCUGUCAGAUUGUUUCUUCCCUACACAGUGAUCCACAAUAGUUUUUAAUAUAGUCUGAUUUAACCGUUUCUGUAGGUGUGAUGGUUUUACAAUAUUACGCCUCCUUGAUGCACACCAUGUUUGGUUGCAUGAAAUUUCAGAAUUUGGCUCAUGGGGUCAUACAUCUUAAUAUUUGAAAGUUUUGGCCCAUAAAAAACAUUUACCUGGGAUGGUAUUAGCACCCCUGUCUUCUUUCCCUCGUACAGCCAUAAAAUAAAUAUUUGACAAACUGAAAUGCAUAAUAUACUGCUGUAUAGGGAGAGCACUUUUUCUGGAGCACCAGUUGGACAGCACUGUUACUGUGUCAGUUGUGAGUGAAAGUACAGCUCAGGCGACAAUGACUAGAAUCAUGACACUGAUGAAUAACAGAGAAUGAGUCUUUGUUCGUAACAAACUCUUAGUCUUCACUAAAGUUACUAGUUAGGCACGUUUUGUAGAUGAAAAAAGUUAUGUUGUAUUAUGUUUUAAAGAUUGCAAGGAACAUAAAACAGAAGUAUUUGAAGUACACUAAUGACGCAUUCCAGAGAUUCUGAAAGCAAGCAGUAAUUGAGUAGUUUUAUUCUAAGUAAAUGGACAGAACAGCUUGAAGGAAAAGGGAGUUAAGGAAAAAAGGUCAUCACUUUAGAACACAAAAUGCUUUGGAAGAAGGUGAAAGCUUAGAUGAAAAACAAAACCAAGUGAGUGUGGCCUUCUCCGUAGGCUAAUUUGGGGUAGAACAAAUCUUUAAAAAAAUAAAUACACGUACGCACACACGUACUUACAUUUUUAUUUAUUUUUCCCCAGUCUUGAUGGUGCAGAAGGAAGGAAACAAAACUACAAUCCAGCUGACCUGAGAUUUAACAGUAUAGGGAUUGGAAGAGCCAGGGAGGGAGUGGGAAUGAGCAGCUUUGCUGUCUCUUUUAUGCAAUGUCACUAAUUCCAACCAGUUAAGGCACAUAAAAAAGGGUGUAGUAUAUAUGGCUGUGGCGCACAUUUAUUAUGUGCUGCAAUUUUAGAUAGAUUUAGUCAAUGAUUACAGUGGUCAAAUUAUAUUAUAGUCAAACUGCAAAAGUUCGACUGUAAUAUAAUUUUAGGAGUUAUUGUCUUUCUCCUUGGUUGUGCAGCCAUGGAGUUAGUAUAUUUAAUUUCUGGGGUUUUGUGGGCAGAGCCACCCAACACAAAAGGAAUGCCAAAUGUAACCCAUUUAUUCACAUUACUUUAAUUCACUUUAGUUCAGACUUUUUUGGUAGAUGUUUGACAUCGCCAAUGAACUUUUUGGACAAAUGUUUCUGCUGAUGAAAGUUAUCAAAAAUCCUCCCUGGCACGCAGGGCUAGCAUAUCUGAUACUGCAGGAUGGUUUCACUCCACUUCCCCUGCCCAACCUGCCACUGGUGCAGUCCCAGCCCUGGAGAGUAGUACUUAGAGACACUUAGGGAUAAGUGAUGCAGCCAGGCAGCUGAUGGUCAGCUGGGAGAAUGCAAAGGGAGGGUGAGAAUAUUUACUUAACUUCCUGUGUUAGUGAUGUGAAUAAGUUAAAUGUGUUUAUGCCAACUGUAUAGUACAUAAGGAUAAAAAUCUCUUGCUGUGCUCGAGCCAACCCAAGUUUCAUUAGUGACCCAGAUAAUAUAGGACCCAAAUGGAGAGUGGUGAGACAGAUGUUGGCUUGCCUGUCCCAAACAGGGUGUUGCUACAGUGCUUCAUUGUUUGAGUGACACCAUGUUAGAAAACCGGUGCUAGGACAGCAGCUACAGUACUCCAAAAAAAAUGAAGACAGUAUAGCCUACCAAGCAGUGUUACAUUCAUCAGUGCUAGAGUGCUUGUAUGUAAACAUGUACCUAAAUCCCAGUGUUUCAGACCUUGCUUCAGCAGUUUACUAUUCAGACAAUAGUUUGUGAUGGAGUUACACCCCCAAUAAACAAACAAAAGUCAUGGAUAUCUGCCAACAUUUUUUUCUGUUACCCUUACUGUCCAUCAGAUGUUAUCGGGCUACAAAAAGAAAAAUUCCUUUUGGAAUGGAGGACCACCCCGCUAUAUGGUGUAGUGAGGUCUUAAGGGGCUAAACAGGUAUGGGGGAGUGAAAACUAUAGGGAAUUGAUAAUCUAGGUUGGGGAGGACCAAAAAUAUAUAAACAUCUGAUUUUUUUUUUCAUCGUGGUGGUUCAUUAAAGGGCAGAGCUUAAUUUUUUAUUUCUCCUUUUUUUCCACUUUUGCUUUCUCUUUCCUUUGAAAACUCUGUGACCAAAUUAAAGACCACAUUACCUGUGCUCAGCUUUGUUGAACGAGAACAGUUGUUCAGAAACAGAUUACUGUCAGGCUAAUUUAACCGUAGCACAAAUCAUUUUAUAUCAUGUGACCAUGUUUUUAGUUAUUGAAGGAAAUCACGUACAUUUUUGUUUGCACAUAUGCAGGGCCUUCUCUUAUAUAUACUUAGAAUUUCUAAUGUUGCACUUCAAAAGCUGUAUCAUAUUAGAUAGGAGAUUGUACAGAUGUCAUUGUUGAAAAUAAACAAGGUUUAGUACAGCAGUGUCGAUGAAAAGCACAAUUUAUUGUAAUUUAUAAAUGUCUGUGAAUAUUCUGAUCAAUUAAAUAUCUAUGACACAGUGGAAAGAUUGCACUUUGUGGUCCAACCCCUGAUAAUGGGAGUGGAUGCUACACAGAAAUGGUUGGGAGUACCUAGCAGGCUGCAUUUCUUCAGGAGAGAAAACAUCUUGAAUUCCCUCACGAUAUGAGAUUGGGUGAUGUUAAGUGGUUUUCUGGCAGUAUGGUGCUGCAUAUACCUCUCAACUGUAUUCCUUGGUAUUUCUGAUUUUUGAGGGUGAAAUAAUAGUGUGCCACGAAUUCCUGAGUGGCCCCUUCAAAUCCCAAUUUUUUUGUUUUAUUUACAUUUUUUAGUUAACUGUGACAACAUCAUGUCAUCAACGUACACAGGUGCUGGCAGCUGGUGUCCUUCACCUGGGAACCAAUGAAGUUGGACGUCACCCCCCCAAAACAGGCAGAAGAAGAGAUGCCUCCUUCACCUAUUUCUGACAUAGAGUCAAGAAGAAAAAACACAGCCCAAACCCACAACUGAACAGGUGCCGAGCGGUGAGGUACAAGUGACUUCUUUGAUGGCAAAGUCAACAUGUUGUAUUAAGUCAGGAUUGUUGGGAGAUCUAUUACUACAGACUGGACACACUAGGCUGGAUAUUGUAACAUUGACGUUUGGAACUGAAGAGAACAGCUGUUCUAUAGUAAAACUAUUUGUUUAGCAAUUUUAGUAUCUCUGGUUGGACUCUGGUUUUUUUGCUAUAAAAUAAAGGCUGCAGCAUGUCUUUUCUGUAGUAAUUUGGGGCCAUCUACAGGGACUGAGUGGUUUGCUUUGGUUUAAAUUGGAAGGCAUUUUGUGUGUGUGUGUGUGUGUGUGUGUGUGUGUGUGUGUGUGUGUGUGUGUGUGUGUGUGUGUGUAUAGCUUAGAUUCUUAGAAAGAUACAGCCAAAAUGCUUAAUGUUGUGCACAUCCCAGGUAUACGGUCUCUUCUGGUCUUUGUGGUCCAAUAUAUGUUUUACAGGCUGCAAUAAACUUCACAUGAAACCUGAAUGCCCUCUACAUUUCCAGCCAGUUAAGCAACUAAGAGAUUUUCUUUGUAUUAAUUAUUGGUACUUGAGCUUGAUAACUGGGGUGAGAUGUUAAUUUUAUAGUGCUGAUAGGACUUAGAGCUUAUUGUAGGGAAAAUGGAGCCAUGUCCUUGUGGAAAUAAAGUUCCUCAAGCAAGGACCAGCUUCACAGUACACAGUCUUAUAACUUUUUUUAUAUCCUUUAUGAAGAUAUGCCAAUGUCGUUUAGUGACAAGUAGCUGAGAGACUGUCUUUUUGUAGACCAGCCACGCACAUACUGGGAGGGGUCAUGGGGUUUGGUUUACCGGUACAUGUGGUGGUGCUUAGGGUGGGUCUUGAUUCCAUGCCGAACUCUGUGACUGAUGUGAGUAACAAAGGAUAUUUUAAGGUUUGGUAGGAUUAGGGUGAUUAGGCAUUACCCCAACUGGUUUGCUUUGCUGCUUAUCACUGAAAAGGUGCUUGUCUCUAAAAUGUAUUUAUUUAUGGGGGGUGGGGGUGGAAUUACAUCACUCUCUUGGCACUCAGAACGUCUGAGUAUUGUACUGGUCCUCAUGCAGUGACGGUGUUUUCAACUGCCUUGAUUUUUUUCCCCUUUAAGACUUGUUCUUUCUACCAUUGAGUAUACAUAAAUUGCUUACAUUUAAAUAAAGAUGCGCACUUUCUUAUUCAAAUA
This is a messenger RNA of Protopterus annectens (West African lungfish), 6579 nucleotides long. It is a transcript of the gene PITPNA, whose product is annotated as phosphatidylinositol transfer protein alpha. Gene Ontology annotation, cellular component: cytoplasm. The coding region runs from base 83 to 898 and encodes 271 amino acids. The record is from RefSeq and is a predicted model, not a curated record. Gene Ontology annotation, molecular function: phosphatidylinositol transfer activity; phosphatidylinositol binding; phosphatidylcholine binding. The transcript has 15 exons. Gene Ontology annotation, biological process: phospholipid transport. NCBI's taxonomy places the organism in Eukaryota, Metazoa, Chordata, Ceratodontiformes, Protopteridae.